CCUAUUUGAAUCAUUAUAAAUGUAUCCUUUCGUGACAUUCGUUGAUAUCAAUUCGAAAAUGCUUUACCUCGCAAAUACUUUUACGAUGUGAUUCUUAUUACUAACUGAAUAAUAUAGUGUAACGAUUAAUCGCGGAAAAUAAUCUCCGCAAAAUGCAAUCUUGGUUAAAAAUAUCGCUAUUAUUAUGCGUUUUCGGGUUUCUAAAAGAACUCCGACCGUCGGAGCCCUUCAUUUACGAAUUUUUGAUCGGCGAAUGGCGCAAUGUGACCCCCGAAGAAGUUGCUCAACACGUUUAUCCUGUCGGAACUUAUAGUUAUUUAGCUCAAUUAGUUAUUGUUUUCUUAAUAACCGAUUUAAGCCGGUAUAAACCAUUAAUAAUCGUUUCUGGUAUUUCUGGCCUUAUCGUUUGGGGAAUGUUGUUAUGGACAAAAACAUUAUUAGAACUUCAAAUUUUAGAGAUAUUUUACGGUACGUUUAUGGCAACAGAAGUUGCGUACUACACCUACAUAUACGCAAAAGUUCCCACGGAAUUCUAUCAACAAGUAACAUCUCACACAAGAGCUGCUCUUUUAGUAGGAAGGGCACUAUCCGGAUUUUUAGCUCAAAUUCUAGUCUCUUUUGACGCUAUGGAUUACAGGGAAUUAAAUUACAUUACUUUUGCAGCAUUAAUAGCGGCAACAAUUUGGGCAAUCUUCCUUCCAUCGGUUCAAAAAAGCAUUUAUUUCCAUCGGAUGCAAGAAGAAAACCAACAUUUAACCGCAUCAAAAUACAAAACGGCUUUCAGCUUAAUGAAAAAACAUUUCAUCGAUUCAUUUUCAAAUAAAUACGUUUUAAGAUGGUCCAUUUGGUGGGCUUUAGCAACAGCUGGUUUUAUUCAGGUCCAAGUCUACAUUCAACCAUUGUGGAGUGAGAUACAAAAAGAGUCAAACAGUGAUGAAGAAAAUUUUAACAUUUAUAACGGAGCUGUCGAGGCAAUUUUAACAAUAAUCGGUGCUUUGGGUGCUUUAGGAGCGGGAUUUAUAAAAACCGAUUGGAAACAUAAAGGCGAAUUAAUGUUAUGCGUGUGUUCUUUAUUUGGCGGGGCUUUCAUUUUAAUUUGUUCACAAACAACAUCGGUUGUAGUCAGUUACGUUUGUUAUGUAUUAUUCGGUGGAUUAUAUCACUUUAUGAUUACAAUAGCAAGUGCUGAAAUUGCCAAAUUUAUUAUGGAAGAUAGUUACGGGCUUGUAUUUGGUUUAAAUACUUUGGUUGCUUUAACGUGUCAAACGUUUUUAACACUUUGUUUUGUUACGGGAGAUUUAGGUUUAGCACUAAGUCCACGAGAUCAAUAUUUAGUAUAUGGGAUUUAUCACAUUAUUAUUUCCGCGUUGUAUAUUGUGAUUGGAUUGACUGCUUGGAUGAGAAGUAAUCGUGAUAUUCAAAAGACUUAUACGUAGCAAAUUUAUUAAUUUGCAAAUUUUUAUUUAUUUUCUUCAUCAGAUUUGCAAUGAGAAUAUAAUCCACCUUGAAAAGUCUUUAUUAAUCUUAAUUAUUAUUCUAACUAAAUAACAAUUUUUGAUAUACAUUACAUCUUUUGAAUCAUAUUAUAGCACAACUAAAGUUAUCUGAUGAAGGGAAUAAAAUGACUCAAGCAGCAGAAUAACAUAGAAUCGUUUUUAGGAAUUUUGAGAAACGUUUUUUUUUAAUUUUUGACUUGAUUUGUUGUUUAAUUUAUGAAAAUUAGAAAGAUUUUAUUAAAAUACAUUCAGUAUUUUCUUUGAACGAAACGUAGAGUAUUAUAUAGAGUAAACCAGAAUAAGCUCAGUGACUUAGAGUAUUUUAGACUGCUUUAUGAAAGUGUUCAUUUUGUUUAAACAAAUAUUGAGUGCUGGACACUUGACGAUUUAAAAGACUAGGAUGUUUGGAAUUCUUUUGAUAGAAUAAAUGGAAAUUGUUGAUUAAUUUGAAUAAAUACGAUCUUAAUUUCUUGA
This is a messenger RNA of Onthophagus taurus, 1970 nucleotides long. Its product is annotated as thiamine transporter 1-like. Gene Ontology annotation, biological process: transmembrane transport; vitamin transport. Gene Ontology annotation, molecular function: vitamin transmembrane transporter activity. Gene Ontology annotation, cellular component: plasma membrane. The record is from RefSeq and is a predicted model, not a curated record. Lineage: Eukaryota; Metazoa; Arthropoda; Insecta; Coleoptera; Scarabaeidae.